AUGGAGACCAAGGAGGUCAAGGCGCCGCGGCAGCACAACCACUCCGACUGCGGCCUGUACAUGCUCCAGUUCAUCGAGAAGCUCGCCAAGCACGCCUCCGCCCUCAAGCCGCCGCUCGAGAACACGCCCCACCCGUCGUGGUCCGCCUACGAGGAGCUCCGCUUCGGCAAGGAGGAGGUCCGCCAGAUGCGGCGGGACAUGAAGUGCGACAUCCAGCUCCUCGGCGAGCAGCAGGCGGGCGGCGCCUGA
Emiliania huxleyi CCMP1516 is the source of this 249-nucleotide messenger RNA. RefSeq lists its product as hypothetical. NCBI's taxonomy places the organism in Eukaryota, Haptophyta, Isochrysidales, Noelaerhabdaceae. Gene Ontology annotation, molecular function: cysteine-type peptidase activity. The transcript has a single exon. Gene Ontology annotation, biological process: proteolysis. The record is from RefSeq and is a predicted model, not a curated record. Bases 1 to 249 code for a protein of 82 amino acids.